This is a messenger RNA of Siniperca chuatsi (mandarin fish), 2469 nucleotides long. RefSeq names its product nanos homolog 1 (gene nanos1). Gene Ontology annotation, molecular function: zinc ion binding; mRNA binding. The coding region runs from base 155 to 832 and encodes 225 amino acids. The record is from RefSeq and is a predicted model, not a curated record. Gene Ontology annotation, cellular component: perinuclear region of cytoplasm. NCBI's taxonomy places the organism in Eukaryota, Metazoa, Chordata, Actinopteri, Centrarchiformes, Sinipercidae. The transcript has a single exon. Gene Ontology annotation, biological process: negative regulation of translation; oogenesis.
AGCCUGUUGGCAGGACGCUCAAACAUAACAGGAGCACUGGAGACCACUUCGCUGUGCAUGAACCAUUCCUGGACACGAGCUCUGGCUACAAAGACUUUGCGGAUUACACUGGUUGUUUCACCUUUUGAUCGCAAGCAAACGACCAGAAGUGGCCAUGGAUUUUCUCAAUCACAACUAUUUGAAUGCGCGCAGCCCAUAUGACUAUACUUUUAAUUUCUGGAACGACUAUCUCGGGCUGACGACGUUGGUUACGAAGAAUAAUAAGCUCAGCAUGCCCCAGAACCCCAACUCCAUCACCGAGUCCCUGAAAGCGACCCUGGGCUUGGACGAUUCCCCGGCGUGUCCGUGCGUAAUCGCGGGCGGCGUUGGAGACAGCGGGCACAUGGACUGCUGCUGCCCGUCCGGGAGCCCCCCGCCGGCCUCCAUCCUGGACUUGAAGGAGCGUUUCUCGAUACUGAGCCCCUUCCAGAAUCAGCUCGGCGUCCAGCCAGAGCGAGAGGUAGGCUUUGGUGGGAGCUUCCCGGGGUUCGAUCUGUUCGGCAUGGAGAGGAAGAUGCGCAAACCCGCUUCCAGGAGCAAGCAGGAGCCCAAAAUCUGCGUCUUCUGCCGAAAUAACGGAGCGCCUGAGGAGGUGUACGGCUCUCACGUCCUGAAGACUCCGGAUGGCAGGGUUGUGUGCCCGAUUCUGAGGGCUUAUACCUGUCCCCUUUGCAGUGCCAACGGGGACAAUGCUCAUACGAUAAAAUACUGUCCUCUGUCAAAAGACCAGCCAUCCCAGCGACCAUUAAAGGGAGGGAGGGCUGUGGGUGGUAAGAGGAUGAAAAUAUUCUAAACAUACAUGACUAUAAAGUAAAUUGAAUUGCACUGAACAAUUUCCAGAUGACUGUAUUGAUUUCGGCUCUAGCCUUUAUCCCAGUUUCAUAAACAUAUUGAUUUUAUCUUUUUUUCUCUAAGAUCUCUUAUAUUUUUAUAGUUCUUUUAUCCACAUAGAAUAAUUUUAUGCUUUAUACAUUGGAUUUAUUUUUCUUGCUAGUUUGUAGUCAUUUGAGCGUGUGCAUAUAAAUGCAUGUAUCAAUAAUCACAAAGUGUGAAUACAUUUUAAGAAAAGUAUUUUGGUCAUGUAGGGAAACACACUGACAUUGGCAAAUGGGAUGAAUGUCAUAUUUCUACCAAGUAUUUUUGUACGGUGAGCAAAGCUCGCUGCGAUUUUCUUUCUUAGAAAACCAAAGUUAUGUUUGCCAUUAAAGAAGCUCAAGAAUGUGUCAUUAAUGAGUACUUGUGUGCGUCUGACUGGAGGAGGAACUCUUUGAUCCCAUCUGCCUGCCUAAAAACUCCACAACAUAUUUUCCAACUUGCUCUAAACGUUGACAUUAAAUCUGCGAGGCAGGAAGAAAAAAAGACAAUGUGGCCUCUGUUUAGAGCUCAUGUUCUCUGGGGAACAUUAUAAUCAAUUAUUGCCAAGCCAAACUUCUUUUCCAAUCCGAUGUGAUGAGAACGUUAUCUGACUUUACAAGCAGUUAGAAAUGAGAGAUACUAGCCUACAUUUUAUAUGUUUACAUUCCCAAAUAAGGGCGACACACUGGAUUUCUUUUCUCUGUCAGGUCUCUCUCUCUCUCUCUCUCUCUCUCUCUCUCUCUCUCUCUGUAUGGUGUUUUGUUGUUUUGGUUUGCCCUGACAAUGAAUUCACCAGUGAGUCACAUAGACAGGUCUGCUCUGCAAUAUCAAGUGGAGUGAUUUCCCAUUUACCUUUCACUCUGGGGUAAAUGGGCGCAAACGAAUGUUAGUAAACAACAACAUGUUAUCCCAUUUUUUCUUUUCUGAAGAAUCCAAAAAAAGAUGCAAAAAUGUUGUGAAUGUAUGAUUGAAAGUGUCACUUGCAGGACUGCACAUUUCUGACAGUUUUGUUUACCAAAGGAAUACAAUUACAUUGACGAAAGAAGAGAGAUUUGCUGUAUUGUAUAUAAAGUGAUGUUUAUUCAGUAUUUUAACAUUACAAGUGACUUCAGAGGGCGCUACCUCAACAGGAUUUUGUACUUACAUGUAAAAUGUCACAGCAGACAUGAUAUAGUGCUGCCAUUUAUAAUAAGGGUUUUGAUAGUAUUUUUGAUCUUUGUAUAACAUAAUUGUAUUUUCAUUUUGUUGCAUUUAACAUUAUGGAAGUGAAUUUCCAAGAAGCUAUAAGCAUUGCUCACCAUAAGGUGACUGUCUGUAAAUAAUGAUUAUACCCAUACUUUUUAAAGUUUAGUUGUUCAAUGUUACAUUCUUAAGAGUGUGCAAGAGAGUGGAUAUGGAAAAAGGCUGACAAAAAUUUGCCACUUUUAACAGAGGUUUUUUGAUUAAAUGAAUAAUAGAAAAAGAAACACUGUUGAACUUUGUUAUUUAUAUUUUACCACAAUUUCCUGUAUGCUGCUGUGCAGAAUAACAACAUAUGAAUCCACUAGAGAAAUAAAAACUUAUCAAAUAUUUGGA